AUGUUGGCACAAAUAUUAAAUUCUUUCUCCAACCAUGACAAAUCAAGAUCAACUAUUGGAACUUUUCAAUACUUAAAUACUGAACAAGAAGUGACAAUACAAGAAUUAAUUGAUAUGUUUCCAUUUGAAGAUUCUCUUAUGCUAUGUGAAUUUAUUAAUAUUAAUGCUUCUUUAAUAACUAAUGAACUAAUGACUAAUGAGAUAAUAGUUGAAGCUAUUCAUGAAUCUGUUGAAAAAGAAGAAGAAUUUGAGAUAAUUAUACCAGUUACUAAUACAACUGCUGUUGA
Molecule: messenger RNA, 287 nt
Organism: Ambispora gerdemannii
Lineage: Eukaryota; Fungi; Glomeromycota; Glomeromycetes; Archaeosporales; Ambisporaceae
Source: the annotation of a GenBank genome assembly